Molecule: messenger RNA, 486 nt
Organism: Diabrotica balteata
Lineage: Eukaryota; Metazoa; Arthropoda; Insecta; Coleoptera; Chrysomelidae
Source: the annotation of a GenBank genome assembly
AUGAUUUGUAGUUUAAAUUCACAACUCACCAUCAGACCAGACCAUUUUACACAGAAGUCUACAAUCAUGCAAGCUUUGGCUGUUUUACUCGUUAUAUCUUUUAUUGGUCUCUCAGUGGCUACUGUACUAUCUCCAGAGGUCCAAGCGAAAAUAUUAAGUAUUGGUAAAAAAUGUGUAGAAGAAACAGGAGUAGAUGUCAGCAAACUAUUGGAACUGCAAACCGGCAAUUUUGUCGAAGAUCAAAAAGUAAAAGAGCAUCUCCUCUGUAUGUCUAAGAAAAGCGGCGCUCAAAAGGAAAAUGGCGAUUUUGAUGAGGAUUUAAUUAGAAAAACUUUAAUUGAUAUUUCCAAAGAUCCAGCAAAGACAGAUGAAAUAAUAAAGAAGUGCAUGAUCAAAAAACCAUUGCCUGAAGACUCUACAUUUGAGAGCUGUAAGUGUCUGUAUGGCGAAGUGCCCAAAGAAGAGAUAAUGGCUUUAAAAGAGUAA